Syzygium oleosum is the source of this 595-nucleotide messenger RNA. RefSeq names its product subtilisin-like protease SBT3.11. The coding region runs from base 81 to 464 and encodes 127 amino acids. NCBI's taxonomy places the organism in Eukaryota, Viridiplantae, Streptophyta, Magnoliopsida, Myrtales, Myrtaceae. The transcript is spliced from 3 exons. The record is from RefSeq and is a predicted model, not a curated record.
AAUUCACGACCGAAGGUGGUCCUCCCGUCUUUCCGCCGUGUAUAAAGGGGCGACGCCGAAGUGGGGAUCGAAGCCCCAACAUGCUGAGGAUCGCGAUCGUGCCAUUUCUCUUCCUCCUCCUGCUAUCGAUCUCGACCUUCUCCUCGUUCGCGGUUUCCAUGGCUGAUCGGGAGGUGGUUGUGGAAGGCGGAGAGCCGUCGAAGGCGGAGGUCCACAUCGUCUACACCGAGAAGCCCGAGGGCGACGAGCCCGAGGCCUUCCACCUCCGCACCCUCGCCACCGUCCUCGGCAGUGAAGAUGCUGCCAAGGAGUCGCUGCUGUAUGUGUAUAAGAAUGCUGCUACUGGAUUCUCUGCUAAGCUCACCCCAGAGCAGGUUGCUGAGCUCUCUAACCAGCCAGGUGUUCUUCAGGUGGUUCCAAACAUGAAGCUCCAGUUGCACUCGGGACCUGGGAGGCUCCACUAGAGUAGAGCGUAUAACUUUCUAUACCAGGCCAAACAGUGCUGAAUUUCCCGGCCGUUCUGUUUUAUGUAAAUAAGUGUGAUACAGGUCAUACCCUAUACUACCAAUAAUGUUUGGACAUGUUACUUGCUCUC